Molecule: messenger RNA, 1125 nt
Organism: Vidua macroura (Pin-tailed whydah)
Lineage: Eukaryota; Metazoa; Chordata; Aves; Passeriformes; Viduidae
Gene: MYL10
Product: myosin light chain 10
Exons: 9
Coding region: 545-988 (147 amino acids)
Cellular component (GO): mitochondrion; cytoplasm
Molecular function (GO): calcium ion binding
Source: RefSeq, a predicted model, not a curated record
CUGGCCGCUGCUGUGAGGGCACUGCUGCCACCUCAGGGGAACAAAGCUGAGUUAAAAUGACACCAAAAUGGGGUAACACAGCCCAAGGUCUGUGAGUUAGUGGCACUGCCUCUGAGUCUGUCUUCAGUGCAUGAUUUUAGGUGUUGAGCUGCUCAAGCUGAGUAACAAAAUGGAGGGAAAGCUGUUUGAUUGCCUGAGAGCUGGCAGCGCCAUUGGAGCACACAGCCCAGAGCAAAGGAGGGAUAAAGAGGAUAAUAACCGUACUAGCUUCACCAGCCCAUGGAGAGAACAGCUGAAGAGCAUGUGAAAUUGCUGUGAUGAAUAGCAGAAGAGGGGAAGGCUUCUUGCAGUGAGAGAGAUCUAAGCAACAAAGGCCAGGAGAGGAAAACAGGACCUUGCCCAUGGAAAUGCUUUUGUGGUUCAAAGGCCAGAUCACAGAACAUCUUCUCUGGUGCUUUCAGGGGCUGCUUGAAUGUGAGUUCCAGCUGCACUGGCUCCCAAAAAGGCAAAGAAGAAGAUAGAAGGUGGUUCCAAUGUUUUCUCUAUGUUUGAACAAACCCAGAUCCAGGAGUUCAAAGAGGCUUUUACCAUCAUGGAUCAGAACAGGGACGGCUUUAUUGACAAAGCAGAUUUGAGAGACACAUUUGCUGCACUAGGUCGUCUGAAUGUCAAGAAUGAAGAGCUUGAAGACAUGGUGAAGGAGGCGCCAGGCCCUAUUAACUUCACUGUCUUCCUUACUAUGUUUGGGGAAAAGCUGAAAGGCACGGACCCAGAAGAAACCAUUCUGAAUGCUUUUAAGAUUUUCGACCCAGAAGGAAAAGGCCGCAUAAAGGCAGACUACAUCAAAGAAAUGCUCAUGACACAGGCAGACCGGUUCAGUCAAGAAGAGAUCAACCAGAUGUUUGCUGCUUUCCCUCCAGAUGUCUCUGGGAACCUUGACUAUAAGAACCUGUGCUAUGUUAUCACCCACGGUGAGGAGAAAGACUGAGAACAAAGAGAGGAGCUCCUGUGCUGAUGCACCCACUUAUUUCAUGAUGCUCUUGUGUACAAGACAAAGGGCUAAGCAUCCAGGAUGUGAAGCCGUGUGGUCAUUGGAAGAGAACAAAUAAAAUAAUUGAAAAUAGA